UCCCGAGGUGCACCUGAACGCAGCGCACAGUGUUUCGAUGGUCCUUAUUUUGAAGUUGUCCUCAAACGCCUCUCUGCGCGUUUCCUUCCUGCUCAAACUUCCCUUAUCUCUUUUAUUCUGAGCGUAAAGUUUGCUGAUCGUCUUUGUCAGGUGAAGGUAGAGUGAGUGUAAGUGUGUGUGAGCUGAAUUGAGCAGCAUGGAUCAGUGUGAGGACAGAGAGGAGGGAGUCCCUCCCUCUAAAAGCACUCUGUGUGGGGAACAUGAGAGCCAGACCAAAGCUCAGAGGAACCAGCCUGGACCUCCACCCAGCUGUGUGUGCUGUAAGAGUAACCUGUCUGCAGAUCGUCCCAUUAAUUUUAAAGUCCGGCCUCUGUCUGCUGCAGAGAGAGUGGACCAGCAGAGCUCAGAGGUUCCCAGUGGUCAGUCUGCCCAGCAGCAUCAAACACAGCUGGACUCCAUAUUUAUGCUGCUGGAGGACAACAUCAUCACUUUUGUGAAGAACGAGCUGAAGAAGAUCCAGAAGGUUCUGAGUCCAGAUUACCCAGAAUGCUUAGAGAGUCAGAGGAGCAGCAGCAGAGAGGCAUUUGUGAAGAUCACAGUGAACUUCCUGAGGAGAAUGAAGCAGGAGGAGCUGGCUGACCGUCUGCAGAGCAUUUGCCAACGUAACUUUAAAUCUGCACUGCAGAAGAAGUUCCAGUGUGUGUUUGAGGGCAUCGCUAAAGCAGGAAACCCAACCCUUCUGAAUCAGAUCUACACAGAGCUCUACAUCACAGAGGGAGGAACUGCAGAGGUCAAUGAUGAACAUGAGGUCAGACAGAUUGAAACAGCAUCCAGGAAACCAGACAGACCAGAAACAACAAUCAGACAAGAAGACAUCUUUAAAGCCUCACCUGGAAGAGAUGAACCAAUCAGAACAGUGCUGACAAAGGGAGUGGCUGGCAUUGGGAAAACGGUCUUAACACAGAAAUACACCCUGGACUGGGCUGAAGACAAAGCCAACCAAGACAUCCAUUUCAUAUUUCCAUUCACUUUCAGAGAGCUGAAUGUGCUGAAAGAGGAAAAGUUCAGCUUGGUGGAACUUGUUCAUCACUUCUUCACUGAAACCAAAGAAGCAGGAAUCUGCAGCUUUGAAGACUUCCAGGUUGUGUUCAUCUUUGAUGGUCUGGAUGAGUGUCGACUUCCUCUGGACUUCCACAAAACUACAAUCCUAACUGAGCCUAGAAAGUCCACCUCAGUGGAUGUGCUGCUGAUAAACCUCAUCAGGGGGAAACUGCUUCCCUCUGCUCGCCUCUGGAUCACCACACGACCUGCGGCAGCCAAUCAGAUCCCUCCUGACUGUGUUGGCAUGGUGACAGAGGUCAGAGGGUUCACUGACCCACAGAAGGAGGAGUACUUCAGGAAGAGGUUCAGAGAUGAGCAGCAGGCCAGCAGGAUCAUCUCCCACAUCAAGACAUCACGAAGCCUCCACAUCAUGUGCCACAUCCCAGUCUUCUGCUGGAUCACUGCUACAGUUCUGGAGGAUGUGCUGGAAACCAGAGAGGGAGGACAGCUGCCCAAGACCCUGACUGAGAUGUACAUCCACUUCCUGGUGAUUCAGGCCAAAGUGAAGAAGGUCAAGUAUGAUGGAGGAGCUGAGACAGAUCCACACUGGAGUCCAGAGAGCAGGAAGAUGAUGGAGUCUCUGGGAAAACUGGCUUUUGAUCAGCUGCAGAAAGGAAACCUGAUCUUCUAUGAAUCAGACCUGACAGAGUGUGGCAUCGAUAUCAGAGCAGCCUCAGUGUACUCAGGAGUGUUCACACAGAUCUUUAUAGAGGAGAGAGGACUGUACCAGGACAAGGUGUUCUGCUUCAUCCAUCUGAGUGUUCAGGAGUUUCUGGCUGCUCUUCAUGUCCAUCUGACCUUCAUCAACUCUGGACUCAAUCUGCUGGAAGAGCAAAAGGCAACAUCUGUGUUGUUUAAAUCAUCUUUCCACCAGAGUGCUGUGAACAAGGCCUUACAGAGUUCAAAUGGACACCUGGACUUGUUCCUUCGCUUCCUCCUGGGUCUUUCACUGCAGACCAAUCAGACUCUCCUACGAGGUCUGCUGACACAGACAGGAAGUUGCUCACAGGCCAAUCAGGAAACAGUCCAGUACAUCAAGGAGAAGCUCAGUGAGAAUCUGUCUGCAGAGAAAAGCAUCAAUCUGCUCCACUGUCUGAAUGAACUGAAUGAUUGUUCUCUAGUGGAGGAGAUCCAACAAUACAGGACUUCAGGAAGUCUCUCCACAGGUAAACUGUCUCCUGCUCAGUGCUCAGCUCUGACCUUCAUGUUACUGUCAUCAGAAAAAGAUCUGGAUGAGUUUGACUUCAAGAAAUUCUCUGCUUCAGAGGAGGCUCUUUUGAGAAUGCUUCCAGUGGUCAAAGCCUCCAAAAAAGCUCUACUGAGUGGCUGUAACCUCUCAGAGAGAAGCUGUGAAGCUCUGUCCUCAGUUCUCAGCUCCCAGUGCUCUUGUCUUAGAGAGUUGGACCUUAGUAACUGUGACCUGCAGGAUUCAGGAGUGAAGCUUCUUACUGCUGGUCUAAAGAGCUCACAGUGUGUAGUGGAAAUUCUCAGUCUGUCAGGCUGUCUGAUCACAGAGGAAGGCUGUACUUCUCUGGCCUCAGCUCUGAGCUCCAACCCCUCCCAUCUGAGAGAGCUGGACCUGAGCUACAAUCAUCCAGGAGACUCAGGAAUGAAGCUGCUUUUGGCUGGAGUGAAGGAUCCAGGCUGGAGGCUGGACACUCUCAGACUUUCAGGAUGUAACCUAUGUGAGAGAAGCUGUGAAGCUCUGUCCUCGGUUCUCUGCUCCCAGUCCUCUUGUCUGGAAGAACUGGACCUGAGUAAUAAUGACCUGCAAGAUUUAGGAGUAAAGCUUCUGUCUGCUGGCUUGAAGAGUCCAAUUUGUACACUGAAAACUCUCAGGCUGUCAGGCUGUCUGAUCACAGAGGAAGGAUGUACUUCUCUGGCCUCAGCUCUGAGCUCCAACCCCUCCUAUAUGAAAGAGCUGGACCUGAGCUACAAUCAUCCAGGAGACUCGGGAAUGAAGCUGCUGUCGGCUGGACUGAAGGAUCCAUGCUGGAGACUGGACACUCUCAGGGUGGAGCCUGCUGGAGUCGGAUGGUUGAGACCAGGUCUGAGGAAGUAUUCCUGUCAACUCACAAUCGACACAAACACAGUUCACACAAACCUUCAACUGUCUGACAACAACAGGAAGGUGACACAUGUGAAGGACAUUCAAUCAUAUCCUGAUCAUCCAGACAGAUUUGAUUCUUGGGCUCAGCUGCUGUGUAGAAAUGGUCUGACUGGUCGCUGUUACUGGGAGGUUGAGUGGCGAGGAGACGUUUAUAUAUCAGUGAGUUACAGAAGAAUCGGAAGGAAAGGAGAGAGUGAAGACUGUGGGUUUGGUUGUAAUGGUCAGUCCUGGAGUCUGAACUGCUAUGAUGAUGGUUCCCAGUGUGUCUGGCACAAUAACCGAGACACAUAUGUCUCCACAUCUUCCUCCUCAUCCUCUAUCUCUGGUAGAGUAGCAGUGUAUGUGGACUGUCCUGCUGGCACUCUGUCCUUCUACAGAGUCUCCUCUGACACUCUGAUCCACCUCCACACCUUCAACACCACAUUCACUGAAACUCUUUAUCCUGGAUUUAGACUCCAUCCUGAUUCGUCAGUGUGCCUGUAA
Molecule: messenger RNA, 3694 nt
Organism: Pelmatolapia mariae (spotted tilapia)
Lineage: Eukaryota; Metazoa; Chordata; Actinopteri; Cichliformes; Cichlidae
Product: protein NLRC3-like
Exons: 12
Coding region: 197-3694 (1165 amino acids)
Biological process (GO): intracellular signal transduction
Molecular function (GO): protein binding
Source: RefSeq, a predicted model, not a curated record